AUGACGGUCGCAAAAGCAGGGAGUGACUCCAGUCGUGGAGAACGAUCUAGCCACGAGAUCAAGAGGACAGGGUCCGAGUCGUCAGAACAUCUGGAAAAUAUCGGCGUGGCCUCUCCAGUCACCAUAGCAGACGAUGGCAUCUACGAGAAUGAAUCACCACAGAAUCCACGAAAUUGGCCUCAUUGGAAGAAAAAUGCUCAGAUCCUGAUGGUGGCAUUCCAUUCGAUGAUGGGAACUUUCAUGGCAGCUGGUAUCGUUCCGGCAUAUGAUGCUUUUGCAGAGGAGUAUAAUGUCACGGUUCCAGCUGCUAGUUACUUGACCUCAUUCCAGAAACACGAUUCAGAUUUUGCUUCUCGGCUUAUCCCCCUCAUAUGGAACCCUGUCACUGCUGUAUAUGGUCGAUACCACGUUACACUGCUUUCGGUGUUCGGAAGCAUGCUUUGCAACAUCGGUGGCGCACGAUGCACAUCAUACGGUGCCCAAAUGGCCACUCGAGUACUCACAGCUAUCCUCAUUUCCCCGCCGAUCGGCAAUGGCAGUGGUGUCAUUACAGAGCUAUGCGAGCCUGAGCAUCGUGGCAAGAAGAUCGGCUGGUGGACGUUGAUGACCACCAUCGGUACACCAUCCGGCCCAUUCUUCAUGGGUUUCGUGAUCAAGCACAUCGGUGUCCAAUGGAUCUUCUGGAUUUUCGCUAUCAUCAACUUCUGCCAGUUCUUGAUGUACCUUGCCAUCGGAGAUGAAACGAUCUACAAUCCCAAGAACGAGCGAAAGACAUCCGGGUUCUGGAGUAAGCUGGUUCCACGAAAGAUCAGCUCCAGAUCCCUUCGACCUCUGGACAUUGUUGCGCCGUUCUCUUUGGCUUCGCAUCCCCGCAUUCUUAUUGCGGCAUUUGCUCAUGCCAUCACAUUCUGCUAUGCUAAUAUAGCCAUCAUUGUGGAAAUGCCGAUUGCCUUCGGAGAAAAGUUCCACUUCGACGCUCAGCAGAUCGGACUGCAGUUCAUCGCCAUUAUCAUCGGAUGUGUCUUGGGUGAACAAAUCAGUGGACCCAUGUGCGAUUGGUUCAUGGAACGUAUUCGCAAGACCCGGGGUCAUUCAUGCCCAGCUGAUCGUCUUUGGCUUUCUUACAUUGCCUUUGCGACCAUAUUUGCCGGUCUGUUGACUUGGGGUUUCCAACUGCAGCAUGCGACCACCUGGAAUGUCACCCCGUGCGUCGGGGCUGCCAUUGCGAGUUUUGGAAACCAAAUGCAAACCACUAUUCUCACUACUUUCGCGGUGGAGAGCAAUAAGGAACGAGCAAGUCAGGUCGGUGUGUUUGUCAAUGUUUGUCGACAAAUUUACGGAUUCCUCGGUCCGUUCUAUUUCCCAGACAUGUUUAGCGCACUUGGAUUUGGUGGAGCGGCUGGUGUGAUGGUGGCGAUCAUCGGAGGAUGCGCAUUACUCCCGAUGAUCGCAGUGCAGUUUGUUUCAACACGAAGUGAUACGCGUUAA
Molecule: messenger RNA, 1488 nt
Organism: Penicillium brevicompactum
Lineage: Eukaryota; Fungi; Ascomycota; Eurotiomycetes; Eurotiales; Aspergillaceae
Exons: 3
Coding region: 1-1488 (495 amino acids)
Biological process (GO): transmembrane transport
Molecular function (GO): transmembrane transporter activity
Source: RefSeq, a predicted model, not a curated record